Molecule: messenger RNA, 1098 nt
Organism: Trichomonas vaginalis G3
Lineage: Eukaryota; Parabasalia; Trichomonadida; Trichomonadidae
Exons: 1
Coding region: 1-1098 (365 amino acids)
Source: RefSeq, a predicted model, not a curated record
AUGUCUUCUCGUAAGAAGAAAAUCGAUCCCAUGUUAUACAUGGGAUACGCAGACGAGAAGGAAUCUAUUGAAUCCAUCGAAGCAAAGUUUGCAAUGAUGGAAAACAAAGAAAGGGAGGGUGAUUUAUCUGCUGAAGAAUCUGCUAAGUCAGUUUUCCUUGAAACAGUCACACCCGAUCAAAUUCCACUCGAUGUAUGGUUCGAUCUUGAAAACUAUGGCGAAGAAGAAGAGCAAUUAAUGGAUGAUAUCUAUGAACCAGGCUAUUACGAUGGAGAUGAAGACAUUCCGAGAUCGAUGCGUCGCUCACACUCAAGAGGAUCUGGCGAAUCUGGUGGUCUUAACUUUGCCAACUUUACUCAGAUCGAUCAUUUAGGUAGUGGUAUUGAACUUUGGCCAGAUUAUAAAUUACGCUCAGUUGAUUGUGAUAAGAAUACAGCCAUGAUUAGUGCAGAGUUUCCAAACGUUCAAGAAGGCCUUUCAUACGAGAGAUUCCAAGAUAUUUGCGAAAAGUGCCCAAUUACAACAAUUCCAAAGAUGACACCUAAAGCAAUAUAUGAAAUUGCUGGAAACAACAUUGAUGCAAUUAUCAUGGACGUUCCAUUCGGUCAUAAUGGCUGGACAGGAGCUACUUUUUAUCAAUUCUUGAGAGAAAUGAAGAAUACGAUUGGCCAGUCAUUCUUUGUUAUUUGGGCUGAUCCUGAACAUCUUCCUGAUGUUGUAGGCGCUUGCACAAGAUUAGAAUUAAAGUUCUGCGAUUCAAUCUCAUGCGAGCUUUUGUCUCCAAUGGGCGAUCCUGUUUCUAUUGAGCUCAAGAACGGCUUCCAUAGAGAAACAAGAAUGCUCGUUAUGUAUCGUACAGAUGAUAUCAGCAGAAAUGACCUUGCUCAGCAGAGAAUCAAGGAUACUGGUUGGGGUAUCUCAGUUCGUGGUGGAAAGACCUAUGAUAGAUAUUCAAUGCCAAUGGUCGCCCACCAAAUUAUUGAAACAAUGCUUCCUCAAAAGAAGAACAAGCGCCGCGUCUUCGUAGAAUUAUGGCCUUCAACUUAUAACAGACGCAACGGCUGGACAAUGAUUAAUGAAGCUGAAUACGAAAAAUAA